Messenger RNA from Fopius arisanus, 2234 nucleotides. Its product is annotated as Polypeptide N-Acetylgalactosaminyltransferase 1. Lineage: Eukaryota; Metazoa; Arthropoda; Insecta; Hymenoptera; Braconidae. The coding region runs from base 211 to 1992 and encodes 593 amino acids. The record is from RefSeq and is a predicted model, not a curated record. The transcript is spliced from 4 exons. Gene Ontology annotation, biological process: protein O-linked glycosylation. Gene Ontology annotation, molecular function: polypeptide N-acetylgalactosaminyltransferase activity. Gene Ontology annotation, cellular component: Golgi apparatus.
UGUGCAACCAGGUGAACCAACAAAGUGUCUAUCGAAGCAAAUAUUUAACUUAACCUAUUUUUUAUAGCAAGGUAACACAACAAUGUGUUACUUACUUUCGAAAGAACCGAAACAACAAGUUAAAUUUUAAAUGACCCUCAAAACUGCUCUCAUUUUUAGUCCAACACCUGCAAGCGAUGCCCCAUAAAUAACAAAGUAACGUUAAUAAAGAUGAUAAUUGGUCGCCGAAAAUUCAUUGUUAAAGCAACAAUAUGUGGAAUUUACGUGAUUGCUCUUUUGUUGAUUGCCAAACGGGUGAUGAGGAUAUCCGAUAAUUUUUCCUGGAAUAAUCAGUCGUUGCCUUCCCAAUACUCCAAAACGAAUACAUUGAGAUACACAAAUUUGGAAAGGUACUCCUCGUGGCUCGAGGAAUAUGAGGCCCAAAUAAUUCCGGGCCUGGGAGAAAAUGGACGUCCAGCGAAUCUCUAUGGAAAGGAGAAAUUGGAGGCCCAGAAGGUCCUCGAGGAGAAGGCACUGAAUAUCUUGUUGUCAGACAGAAUCUCCCUGUCACGAUCUCUCCCAGACGUAAGGGAUCCCCUCUGCAGGAACAUCACCGUUGGCGUAACGAGUCUCCCCACAGCCUCAGUGAUUAUUAUUUUCUACAACGAGCCACUGAGUGUCGUGCUGAGAACAAUAACGAGUGUCUUGAAUAAUUCCCCGAAGGAGAUUCUUCAGGAAGUCAUUCUUGUCGAUGACGCGUCAGACGAGGAUGAUCUCCAGGGAAAAUUGGAGUUCUACUUGAUGAAGAGAUUCGACACAGAGAGGGUGAAGCUGAUUAGAUUACCUGAGAGACGGGGCCUCAUCAGGGCGAGACUGAAAGGUGCAAAGGCAGCCUCUGGUGAGGUUCUCGUCUUCCUUGAUGCUCACUGCGAGGUCAUUGUCCAGUGGCUGGAGCCACUACUCAUGCGAAUCCAGAAGAAGACUGAUGCUGUCGUUAUGCCUAUUAUUGAUAACAUCUCGGAGGAGACACUCGAAUAUUAUCACGAUAAUCGGCCUGAGUUCUUCCAGGUCGGGGGCUUCACCUGGUCUGGCGACUUCACCUGGAUCGACAUCCAGGAGAAGGAGAUAGUGGGGAGAAAAUCAAAAAUUGCACCUGUUCGGUCUCCAACGAUGGCGGGUGGUCUCUUCGCCAUAAAUCGCUCUUACUUUUGGAAAAUAGGAAGUUACGAUGAAAAAAUGGACGGAUGGGGUGGUGAAAACUUGGAGAUGUCCUUCAGGAUAUGGCAGUGUGGUGGAUCUCUGGAGGUAACUCCCUGCUCGAGGGUGGGGCAUAUCUUCAGGAACUUUCAUCCUUACAAAUUUCCCAAUGAUAAAGACACCCAUGGCAUCAACACGGCCAGACUGGUUUACGUGUGGAUGGAUGAAUAUAAAAGACUCUUCCUUCUGCACAGAGACGAAUUUAAGGACGACAUUGAGGAAAAAAUCGGGGACAUCACCGACAGAGUCGAGCUGAGAAAAAAACUGGGAUGCAAGGGCUUUCGCUGGUACCUGGAGAAUAUUUAUCCAGAAAAAUUUGUGCCUGAUGAGAAUGUCAUUGCUUAUGGCAAAGUCAAGAUGAAGGAGAGAAAUAUUUGUUUGGAUAAUCUCCAGAGAGACGAGGACAAGCCGUACGAUCUGGGGGUUUAUGGCUGUCACUCCAGGUUAUAUCCCAGUCAGUUAUUUUCACUCAGUAAUGCUGGAGAACUCCGUCGAGACGAAAUCUGCGCCGUGGUGAAUCUCGAAGACGUCAUGUCUCGACGAGCGAAAGUUAAAAUGAUUGAUUGUCGCGAGCGGGGUGACGAGAAAGAGUGGAUUCUGACGGACAGUGGGAAUUUAGUUCACGCAUCCACUGGCCUCUGUCUCGAUGGAACUGGACUUACCCCUAAAACCGAUGUUUACGUCGCCCCCUGCUCCAAUGUUCUCGGACAAUUCUGGCAGUUUGAAUUUUACAGUGAUUCUGUCACCCCCAGGUGAUGAAUCUCACUGAAUUCUCAUUUUAUAUUCAUUUUUAUUUGUUAAAAAUCAAAUGAUUUCCUUUUUAUACGAUUUUUAAAGCAAUUUUCGAAUAUUUACUAUUAACUAAUAAUCAUUAAUACCGGUAAAAUCAUUUUGUAUGAUUUUACAAGUGAAAAAUAAUAAUGUUUGUUUGAAAAAUCAUUGAAGAAAUUCCAGAGGCAAUUUAAAAUCGAAUGUUAACUAUAUUGUCAAUAAUUACG